Ostertagia ostertagi is the source of this 1047-nucleotide messenger RNA. The record is from the annotation of a GenBank genome assembly. NCBI's taxonomy places the organism in Eukaryota, Metazoa, Nematoda, Chromadorea, Rhabditida, Trichostrongylidae.
AUGGGUUUGAAGGCUCCUCAAAGUGGUCCACGUCGAGAAUGCAUCAACUUCGACACCACUUUUCUGUCGCCGUCAGUAUAUCAUGGACCUCAUCGGGGGUCACUUGGCUCAUGGACCACAACUGGACCCACAAGUAGCACUGAGACAGAAGGACCCAGUACUCAGGCAGUAUCACCAGAUAACUCUCCUGAUACCACGACAAAUUCCUUUCUUAGCACAACUGAAACUAUUACUGGUGGGGCCAGUGGAGAGUUACCGACUGGACCCAUAGUCUUCCCACCGGGAAUACCAACGGAAGGAUUGACAAGUACUGGACCUAUAGUCUUCCCACCGGGAAUACCAACGGAAGGAUUGACAACAAUUACGGUCGAGCCCAGUACCUCCACGAUCACGGAAGAACCUUCAAUCAUCUCCUCCACAUUGGAAACAUCUUUGAGGACCACGACAACUGUCACAAGCGCUGAAACAUCUGAAACGGAAACAUCUGAAACGACUUCAGAGAAUAUUCCAGAGGAACAAGUGACAACUGUCGCAACGGCGACCUCCCUGGAAACUGUCGAACCAACUCAUCCGUUGCCGAUUUCACCAGACGCAUCGCCCAUGACCGUGACGCAUGAAGCGAUAACUGUGACCGGCGGUACAGAAAUCGUGGUAACGAUAACGCCUGACUCUCAUCCGCCUGAGGAGGCCACCACUGAGGAGAUCAUUGUUGUAUCUCCAGAUUCUUCACCGGAGACUCUUUCACCCGUAACUCAUGAACCUUCAAAGUCAACAACCGGUACGGUAGCAACAGCAGCACCGACAGAAUCGACUCAUACGAUUAGUCCUGAGGAAGGGACAAUCGAGCCGCUGUGGCCACCAACGGUACUGCCUCCAACGUGGAUACCAGUAGGUGGCGGUGCUACGUUGGCCACCUACAGGACCACUUCACGACCGACGAAGACCACCCUCGAUCCCUACUAUGGAGUAGCAUGCUCGAAACGAGGCGAGCCAAUUUGGGACCUCAUUUGUGAGCUGAGUAAAGCGUCGAUCAGGAAGCAACCUUGA